GAGCAGGGCUGGAUACAUACUCUGCUGCCCUGAGUCUCUUCCUGAAAAGCAGGAAUGUAAAUCCAGAGGGAUUAGUGCGGACACGGUGUGGGCUGUAAACCCCUUCAGUAGCCCUCUGAGGGGUCUCUGCCUCAGUGCGUAAAGUGGGGACGGGGCUCCGGACGCAGAGCGCAGCUUCGUGUGUCACCUCUGCGGGAUACUCGACUCGGAGGAUUACUGAUACUCUGGAAACUACUGCCAUGUGAAAACAGCGGAGGGAGUUUAGCUGAUGUGAAGGAACAGAUCUUCUGUCCCGGAGCGCAGUGGGGACAUGGGUCAACUUUAUGGUGCGACUCUUUUACCAUUUGGCGCAAUCUGUGUUGUUUUCCUGUGGGAAUCCUGUGCCAGCUCUAUCAGGACGACAGAUGCAGUGGACACUUCGAGAGCGGAGUGUCCAGACAGUAAGAUCCUGACUGUGGAGUAUCCGUGUGUGCGAGCUGGGGGGAAGAACAGCACCUGUUUCAGGAGGAAGUGCUGCGACGGCUUCAGGUUUGUGAUGGGCCAGUGCAUCCCUGAAAACGUGGACGUGUGUGCAGCGUCGCCCUGCGAGCAGCAGUGCACUGAUAACUUUGGCCGAGUCGUCUGCACGUGUUACCCUGGCUACCGCUUCGACCGGGAGAGACACCGCCAACACAGAUCUCCGUACUGCCUGGACGUGGAUGAGUGUGAUCAGCCGGGCGGCAGCAUGUGUGACCACGAGUGUGUGAACACGGUGGGCAGCUUCCUGUGUCGCUGUCUCAGCGGCUUCAUUCUCGCCGCUGACCGACGCUCUUGCAUCGCCGUGCACAACUUGAGCUCGUCGGGGAAGUCGGACACUCUGAUGAGCGCCGGCUCCUGCUCGUUCACCUGUCACGACUUCAUGAGCAUGAAAAACAGUCUGCUGCAGAUCAAACUGCGGAUAGGAAACACGCAGUCUCCCAACCAGGUACCGGGCCUGGCCAACAGCAGCGACAAGCCGUCUCUUCAUGGGCGUCAGGGAAAGGGUCCUGAUAACCCCUGUCUUCAUGGUCUACCCGGCCCUCCAGGAGCCCCCGGGGUCCCAGGACACCCAGGUGAACCAGGAAAGAGGGGGGAACCGGGGGAAUGGGGACCACCUGGUCCCAGAGGACCACGGGGAGACAUGGGACCCAUGGGUCCUGAGCCAGACCUUAAGCACAUCAAAAGAGGUCGCAGGGGGCCGGUGGGACCUCCUGGAGCAGCGGGGAGAGACGGACUAAAGGGUGACAGAGGAGCUCCUGGUCCCAGAGGACUACCUGGACCGCCCGGCUCCUUCGACUUCCUCCUGCUGAUGAUGGCCGACAUCCGCAACGACAUCAUCGAGCUGCAGGAGAAGGUGUUCGGGGAGCGCCGCGGAAUCUCUCUGGACAGUCCUCCUCACUCGAGUGGGGAAGUGGAUUUUGUAGAGUGGGGAUCCGGACAAGGAGAUCUACUGCUCAAAACCUGACGGCCUCCCCACACUGUAAAUAAUGAUUC
Molecule: messenger RNA, 1512 nt
Organism: Labrus mixtus (cuckoo wrasse)
Lineage: Eukaryota; Metazoa; Chordata; Actinopteri; Labriformes; Labridae
Product: collagen and calcium-binding EGF domain-containing protein 1-like
Exons: 11
Coding region: 311-1483 (390 amino acids)
Molecular function (GO): calcium ion binding
Source: RefSeq, a predicted model, not a curated record